UUUCUUUUUUUUCUUUUUUACAUGUCCGCACAAGAGGCAGCAAUAAGGCAUAUGGGGAACGACUUAGAGGUUGGAUUCUACAAUCAAACUUGCCCCCGUGCCGAGCAAAUUGUGGCUGAUGUUGUUUCCAGGGGCAUCGAGACGAAUCCACGCAAUGCUGCUGGCCUCAUCCGCCUCUUUUUCCACGAUUGCUUUGUCAAUGGCUGUGAUGCCUCACUUCUGUUGGACACAACACCAUCUGGUGAAAGUGUAGAGAAAGAUGCAGGAGCCAACGGUGCCACCCUCAGGGGCCUUGAUAUAAUUGACGAGAUCAAGACCCAGCUUGAGCAGCAAUGCCCUGGCACAGUCUCUUGUGCUGAUAUAUUAGCAUUUGCAAGCCGGGAAGCUGUUGCACGAUCUGGUCUAUCAAACUAUCCUGUCCCAGCCGGCCGCCGUGACAGUCUCUCUUCCCGUGUAGUUGAUAUACCUGGCAACAUCCCUGGUGCAAAGUUACGUCUCGAUGCUAUAGUAGAAAUCUUCACCAGGAAAGGCUUGACCAUAGAAGAAAUGGUUGUCCUAACCGGUGCACACUCGGUUGGCGCUUCCCACUGCCGCUUCUUUGAUUACAGACUAUAUAAUUUCAGCACAACUCAUAGGAGAGACCCUAACCUGAACACAGCAUAUGCUAAUUUUCUAUCAUCCAUGUGCCCAGCCCAACAGUUUUUUUUGUUUGCAGAAUUAAUCAGAGGUGAUCAACCCGUGUACUUCGAUCACUUAUCACCCAACAGGCUGGAGAACACAUUCUAUCUCAAGCUGUUGCAAGGGAUUGCACUGCUUGAAUCUGAUCAGGCAAUGGCUAAUACUCCCGGGACAAGGGAGAUUGUGAAUAGAAUGGCUUUUAAUCCAGGAGAAUGGUCAAACAAGUUCAGUCAGGCCAUGAUUCGGCUGGGGAUGGUGGAAGUGCUCACUGGAAUAGAAGGGGAGAUAAGGAAAGACUGUCGGGCUGUUAACUGA
Messenger RNA from Corylus avellana, 993 nucleotides. The record is from RefSeq and is a predicted model, not a curated record. Lineage: Eukaryota; Viridiplantae; Streptophyta; Magnoliopsida; Fagales; Betulaceae.